Pelobates fuscus (common spadefoot toad) is the source of this 15036-nucleotide messenger RNA. RefSeq names its product FAT atypical cadherin 1 (gene FAT1). The record is from RefSeq and is a predicted model, not a curated record. Bases 343 to 14205 code for a protein of 4620 amino acids. Gene Ontology annotation, cellular component: catenin complex; plasma membrane; cell-cell junction. Lineage: Eukaryota; Metazoa; Chordata; Amphibia; Anura; Pelobatidae. Gene Ontology annotation, molecular function: cadherin binding; calcium ion binding. The transcript is spliced from 29 exons. Gene Ontology annotation, biological process: homophilic cell-cell adhesion.
GGGAGCCACGCACUCCUUUAACAUCUAGCACUGCCCUGCCUAGACAUGUCCUCACAUCGUGAGCAUUAGAUCAACUUUUCUAGCCUAUCUACCGCUCGGAACUUCUCCCUGUUUUAUGGAUUCCUAUCCUUUUUGAUGGUGUCCACGCACCGGAUCCCGGGAUUUAGUAGGAGUCCCGCUGAUGCACUCCACGGUGGAUAUGUGGGAAAAGAAACGGAGGAGGUGAACCCAACAACUCUGCUAGAACUUCUCUGGCCGAAUCUGAUGGAGAUCAAUUCGAACGUUCGGACUGUACGCACAAGAUUCUAAUAGCCCCUGGUGAUUACGUGCUCUUUGCUCACCAUGGGAACAUACUUGACCACGCUGCUCUUAUUGCUGCUUCUGCAGCAUUUUGUGAAGUGUGAAGAAAGUCUACAGUAUUCUAUGUCCAUGCAGUUUACUCAGCACCAAUACAAUGCUACUGUGUACGAAAAUUCAGCUGCAAAGACCUACGUUGGUCACCCAACAAAGAUGGGUGUUUAUAUUCAAAGUCCCUCAUGGGACAUAAAGUACAAAAUUAUCUCUGGUGACUAUGAAAACAUUUUCAAAGCUGAAGAGUAUGUUCUUGGUGAUUUUUGCUUCCUGAGGAUACGAACCAAGGGUGGUAACUCAGCAAUUCUCAACAGAGAGGUCAAAGAUCACUACCUCCUCAUUGUAAAGGCUGUUGAGAAGAACUCAAAUGCUGAAGCACGCACAAAAGUUAGUGUUCAAGUACUAGACACGAAUGACUUGAGGCCUCUGUUUUCUCCCACUUCAUACAGUGUUUCUUUGCCUGAAAAUAAAGCAAUAAGGACCAGUGUUGCCAAAGUAAGUGCAACAGAUGCAGAUAUAGGAACGAAUGGAGAGUUCUACUACAGCUUUAAAGAGAGAACAGACAUGUUUGCUAUUCAUCCAACUAGUGGUGCUAUAAUAUUGACUGGAAAACUUGACUAUUCUGAGACCAAUAAGUAUGAGAUGGAGAUUCUGGCAGUUGACCGUGGAAUGAAAUUGUAUGGGACUAGUGGUAUUAGUAGUAUGGCAAGGCUUACUGUUCACGUGGAACAAGCAAAUGAAUAUUCACCUGUGAUUUCUGCCAUUACGCUGACUCCUUCUGAACUUGAUAAAGAUUUAACAUAUGCAAUUGUAACUGUAGAUGACCAUGACGAAGGGCCAAAUGGGGAAAUAGCCUCCCUCAGCAUAGUUGCCGGUGACCCUUUACAGCUUUUUAAGACUGUUAGAUCUGCUCCAGGAAGUAAAAAUUACAAAAUUGUGGCUUAUGGAGAGGUUGAUUGGGAGAAGUAUCCAUAUGGAUUCAACUUGACUCUCCAAGCAAAAGAUAAAGGAUCCCCUCCACAGUUUUCCUCUACCAAGGUCAUUAACUUGAUAUCCUCAAGGUUUAAACAAGGUCCAGUUAAAUUUGAGAAAGAAGUCUACAGGGCUGAAAUAAGUGAGUUUGCACCCCCUAAUACACCAGUUGCUAUGGUCAAAGCAUUACCGAGCUACCCUCACUUAAGAUAUGUUUUUAGAAAUGGUGUAGACAAAACAAGAUUUAGCUUAAAUCCCAUUACAGGCUUGAUUAGUACACUAUUACCCAUCAAAGCUAAACAAGCAUCACAUAUUGAUUUGGAUAUUCAGACAAGUGACAGAAAGGCUUUUACAAAAGUAAUGAUCAAAGUACUUGGUACGAACAGCAACGCCCCGGAAUUUACACAAAACACAUACAAAGGUGUGGUAGAUGAGAACGUACCAAUUGGCACCAGUGUCCUACGGGUUAGUGCCAUUGAUCACGAUGAAGGGGAGAAUGGAUAUAUAACCUAUAGCAUUUCUAAUCUGAAUCCUGUGCCCUUUGUGAUUGAUUCAUUUUCUGGCAUAAUUAGUACAAAUGAAAAGCUUGAUUAUGAAUUGAUGCCAAGGAUCUAUACAGUGAAAGUCAGAGCAUCCGACUGGGGUUUGCCGUAUCGCAGAGAAGUUGAAAUUCCUGCUACAAUCACUUUGAAUAAUUUAAAUGACAAUACACCUUUGUUUGAGAAGAUAAAUUGUGAAGGGACAGUCCCUAAAGAUCUUGGAGUUGGAGAACAAAUAACUACUGUUUCUGCUAUUGAUGCAGAUGAACUUCAGUUGGUAAAAUACCGAAUAGAAUCUGGAAAUGAGCUUGAUUUAUUUACAGUGAAUUCAAAUUCAGGAGUACUUUCUUUGAAACAGUCUCUGUUAGAUGGCCCUGGGAGUAAAGUCUCUUUUCACAGUUUGAGGAUUACAGCUACAGAUGGGGAAAACACUGCCAAAUCAAUUUACAUCAAUAUUACUGUGACAGCUAGUCGAAAGGUUGUGCAUUUAGACUGUGAAGAAACUGGAGUUGCCAAAAUGCUAGCUGAGAAACUUCUACAAGCAAAUAAGUUAUUUAACCGUGGCGCACCAGAGGAAGUUGAUUUUGACACACACUUGGCAAACCUGCAUUCACCUCAGUUUAAAAGUACACUUCCCAGUAGAAUUGUCAUUAAGGAAAAUCUACCUGUGGGAAGUAAUGUGAUUCAUAUGGAGGCCAACGACCUUGACACAGGUUUCAGUGGGAAAUUGGUAUAUGCUCUUUCAGAAGGAAACAAUGAUAGCUGUUUCAGCAUAGACAUGGAAAAUGGCUGGCUAAACAUUUUAUCUCCACUUGACAGAGAACUUAAAGACCAGUACACUUUAAAUAUUACUGUGUACGACCUUGGACUACCACAGAAGUCGGCAUGGCGUCUUAUAGAUGUUGGCAUUCUUGACGUAAAUGACAACUCACCAGAGUUCUUGCAGGACAGUUACUUUGUUGAAGUAAGGGAGAACGGAGAAGUAAAUCAGGUCUAUAUUAAAAUUGAAGCAAUAGACAAAGACCUGGGUACGAAUGGGGAAGUGAGAUAUUCCAUGGUUACUGAUAGUGAUAGUUUUGCCGUAGACAGUAAAACUGGAGAAGUCAGAGUUAUAACACCAUUGGAUCGAGAAAAACAUCCAGUACAUUUGCUCAAGAUAGAGGCUAGGGACCAAGCAGAAAAUGAACCUCAGUUAUUUUCCACUGUCCUUUUAAAAGUAAUAGUAGAAGAUGUGAAUGAUAACCCGCCAAUAUUUAUUCCAUCAAACUACCAUGUUAAAGCUAGAGAAGACCUUCCAGUGGGAACUGUUGUUGCAUGGUUAGAUGCCUAUGAUCCUGAUGUUGGUGUUGCAAGCCAAAUUCGAUACAGUCUUAUAGAAAAUGGAGAUGGAAAAUUUGAAGUAGAUAAAUUGAGUGGAGCAAUACGUGUAGUACAGGAGUUGGAUUUUGAAGAAAAACAAAUUUACAACUUGACGGCAAGGGCUAAAGAUAGAGGAAAGCCAACUUCUUUGUCAUCUACUUGUUACAUCGAAAUUGAAGUUAUUGACGUAAAUGAGAACUUGCAUGCACCUAGGUUUUCAAAUUUUGUACACAAAGGUGUAGUAAGAGAAGAUGCCCCAAUUGGGACACCAGUACUGACUGUUUCAGCUCACGAUGAGGACACAGGACGGGAUGGAGAAAUCAGAUAUUCCAUAAGGGAUGGAUCUGGAGUUGGAAUCUUCACAAUCAAUGAAGAAAAAGGUACUAUACGAACCUUGGACAUCCUUGACCGGGAAACUACUUCUCAUUACUGGCUGACCGUUUAUGCUACUGAUCGUGGAGUUGUUCCUCUUUCAUCUUUUAUCGAAGUGUACAUUGAUAUAGAAGAUGUCAAUGAUAAUGCCCCCCAAACAUCUGAACCUGUGUACUAUCCAGAAAUAGUGGAAAAUUCACCCAAGGAUGUGUCUGUUGUGCAGAUUACUGCUUUCGAUCCAGACUCCAGUUCUAAUGAGAAGUUAACCUACAAAAUCUCAAGUGGAAACCCUCAGGGAUUUUUUGCAGUAAAUCCCAAGACAGGUUUGAUAACGACUACAUCUAGAAGGCUAGAUAGAGAGCAGCAGGCGGAGCAUAUACUUGAGGUGAUUAUAACAGACAACGGGCAUCCUCCAAAGUCCACUAUUGCAAGAAUAAUUGUUAAAGUGUUGGAUGAGAAUGACAACAAACCAAUAUUUGUGCAAAAAGUCUACAAGAUCAGGCUGCCAGAACUAGAGAAACCUGAGAAGGAGAAGAAUGCCAAAAAGGAGCCAAUCUACAGAGUCUUUGCUGUGGACAAGGAUGCGGGUCCCAAUGCAGAGAUAUCAUACAGCAUUGAGGAUGGGAAUGAUGAAGGAAUGUUCUUUGUUGACCCUAAAACUGGAGCAGUUUCAUCAAAGAAGUUUUCUGCUUCUGGAGAGUAUGAUAUCCUCACGAUUAAAGCAGUUGAUAAUGGAAGACCUCAGAAAUCAUCAAGUGUUCGCUUACAUAUAGAAUGGAUUACAAAACCAAUGCCAUUAAAGGAACCAAUUUUGUUUGAUGAACAAUUUUUCACCUUUACUGUAAUGGAAAGUGAUCCUGUUGCUCAUAUGAUUGGCGUGAUAACUGCGCAACCUGUGGGUUCACCGAUGUGGUUUGACAUUACUGGUGGAAACUACGACAGCAGGUUUGAUGUGGACAAGGGCACUGGAACUAUCAUUGUUGCUGGACCUCUCGAUGCAGAACAGAAAUCUAAUUACAACUUGACAGUAGUGGCAACAGAUGGGACACGAUCUAUCAGUACACAGGUUCUAAUCAAAGUGAUAGACACAAAUGACCACAGACCAGAAUUUUCUACUCCAAAGUAUGAAGUUCUUAUCCCUGAAGAUAUUAAACCAGAGACGGAAAUUUUGCAAGUCACCGCCACUGACAGAGACGAGAAGAAUAAAUUGAUUUACACUUUGCAGAGCAGCACUGACCCUGUUAGUCUUAAGAAGUUUCGAAUAGAUCCAGCCACCGGCUCAUUAUACAUUGUUGAAAAAUUAGACCAUGAAACAAUGCAGCAGCAUAUCCUUACAGUGAUGGUGCGUGAUCAAGAUGUUCCUGUCCUGCGCAACUAUGCCAGAAUUGUUAUUAAUGUAACUGACACAAAUGACCAUGCCCCAUGGUUUACGAGCCCAUUCUACGAAGGUCGGGUGUAUGAAUCAGCAGCUGUUGGAUCCGCUGUACUUCUGGUUACUGCAUUAGAUAAAGAUAAAGGAAAGAACGCUGAAGUUGUUUAUUCUAUUGAGUCCGGGAACACUGCAAGUGCUUUUACAAUUGAUCCAGUUUUGGGGAUUAUCAAGACUGCAAAAGAACUUGAUCGAACUAACCAUGGUCAAUAUGAAUUAGUCAUUAGAGCAUCAGAUCGUGGCACUCCUCCAAUGAGUCAAAUAGCAUCUGUAAAUAUUAUCGUUACGAUGUCAGAUAAUGCCGUGCCUAAGUUUAUGAAGAAGGAGUUUUCAGCAGAAAUCAGUGAAACCGCCCGCAUUGGUACAUUUGUUGCUCUGCUGUCCGUUCACAGCCAGUCUUCUGUUAUCUAUGAAAUAAAGGAUGGGAAUAUAGGCAACACCUUUGAUAUCAAUCCUAGCUCUGGCUUUCUCGUAACACAGAAACACCUGGAUUUUGAAACAAUUCCUUCUUAUACACUUACUGUGCAAGCAACUAAUAUGGCUGGGUUGUCAACAAACACUUCUCUCGUAGUACAUGUUCGUGAUGAGAAUGACAAUUUCCCGGUUUUUGUGCAGAACGACUAUAUAGGACUAAUUAGUGAAUCAGCCUCAGCUAACAGUGUUGUUCUGACACAGAAAAAUAUCCCACUAGUAAUUCGGGCCACUGAUAAUGAUAGAGAAUCCAAUGCUUUGCUUGUCUAUCAAAUCGUCGAACCAUCAGUCCACAAAUAUUUUGCUAUUGACCCCAGCACUGGUGCAAUACGCACUUUAGUAAGUUUAGAUUAUGAACAGACAAAUAUAUUCCAUUUUACAGUUCAGGUACACGAUAUGGGCUAUCCUCGCUUAUUUGCAGAACAUGCUGCUAAUGUUACCAUAUAUGUGAUCGAUAUCAAUGACUGUCCUCCUGUGUUUGCUAAAGAUAUAUAUGAAGCUUCAAUUUUGAUACCUACAUACAAACAGUUGAGAGUUAUCACAGUUAAUGCAACAGAUGAUGACUCAGGACCUUUUUCACAGCUGAUUUAUACCAUCACUGAAGGCAACAUUGGCGAAAAGUUUGCAAUCGAUCCCUUAAAAGGAAUUAUAACUGUCCAAAAUACAAGUCCAUUAAGGAGCAGAUAUGAACUGACGGUACGAGCCUCUGAUGGCAAGUUUUUUAGCCUGGCGCCUGUUAAAAUAAAUGUGAAGGAAAGCAAAGAAAGUUCGUUGAAAUUCACACAAAAUACAUACACAGGGGAGGUGGAAGAAAACUCAUCCCAAGUGAAAACAUUGACCAUCAUAACUCCAGUGGGAAAUCGUAUCAAUGAACCUUUGUUUUUUAACAUUAUUAACCCAGAUGCUAGAUUUAAAAUUACCCAUACCUCUGGUGUGCUCUCCACUACAGGAGUACCAUUUGAUCGUGAACAGCAAGAUGUAUUUGAAUUGGUAGUAGAAGUCACUGAUGAGCAGAAGCCUCCAAAAGUUGCACAUGUUUUAGUGAAAGUCACCAUAAAAGAUGUCAAUGAUAACCGCCCAGUUUUUCUCAACCUACCUUACUAUGCAAUGGUACAAGUAGAUGCUGAAGUGGGACAUAUUAUAAGACAUGUGACUGCUGUAGAUCGGGAUAUUGGUGAAAAUGGUGAAAUCUACUACUACCUGAAAGAGCAUUCCCAAAACUUCCAGAUUGGGCUAUUUGGUGAGAUCACAUUGAAAAAGCAGUUUGAUCCUGAUUCAUUUAAUAAAGAAUAUUUCUUAAUUGUUGUUGCAAAAGAUGGAGGAAGCCCAUCAUUUUCUGCUGAAGCUCUGGUCCCAAUUACUGUAAUGAAUAAAGCCAUGCCAGUUUUUGAAAAACCUUUUUAUAGUGCUGAAAUAGCUGAAAAUGCACAGAUACACAGCCCUGUGGUACACGUGCAAGCCAAUAGCCCAGAAGGACUUAGAAUCAUUUACAGUAUCACAGAUGGUGAUCCAUUCAGUCAAUUUAAUAUCAACUUCAACACAGGAGUAAUACAUGUUUUUGCUCCUCUUGACUUUGAAUCCCAUCCAGCUUACAAGCUGAGAAUACGAGCAACAGACUCCCUCACUGGGGCACAUGCUGAGGUUUUUGUUGAUAUAAUCUUGGAGGAUGUUAAUGAUAACCCACCUGUGUUCAGAGAGAAAACAUAUGCUGCCACCUUGUCUGAGGCCUCCAUAAUUGGAACAUCUGUUGUGCAAGUAUAUGCUUUGGAUGCAGAUUCAGAACAGAAUAAUGCAAUUUCCUAUCACCUUGUUGGAAACAAUGGCAAUACGUCCCAGUAUUUUCACAUAGACAGCAGCAGUGGACUCAUAACAACUGCAAAGUCAUUGGAUUAUGAGCACUUUCAAGUUUACAGCUUAAUAGUAAGAGCUGCUGACAAUGGAAAUCCACUGUUAAGCAGUGAUACCAUAGUACUAGUAAGACUAACUGAUCUCAAUGACAACCCACCUGUUUUUACUCAACAACUUUACGAAGCUAAAAUUAGUGAGCUUGCCAGGCGUGGACACUUUGUCACUUGUGUGAAAGCCACAGAUACAGACCAAUCAGAUGCAGAAAAAUUGGAAUAUUCCAUACUUUCUGGGAAUGAAGACUUGAAUUUUGUUAUUAAUAGGGAAAGUGGUAUAAUAACAGUCUCUAACCUUCGGAAAUUAGUUCUGCAUCCCUUCUACACUCUGAAUGUGUCUGUCUCAGAUGGUGUUUUCAGAAGUUCAGCUCAAGUUCGCAUUGCAGUUAUAUUCGCCAACUUGCACAGCCCCAGUUUUAGACAGAAUGAAUAUGAAGUGGAACUUUCUGAAAAUUCUCCAUUGCAAACACUUGUCGCUGAACUUAAAGCUGUAGAUGAGGAUGAAGGACUCUAUGGUCAUAUCACAUAUCAUAUUCUCAAUGAGUUUGCUAAGGAUAACUUUUAUAUUAAUGACAGAGGACAGUUAUUUACUGCAGAAAGACUUGAUCGUGAAAAUCCAACUAAUAAGUUUAUCCCUAUAAGUGUAAUGGCAAAAGAUAUAGGUGGAAAAGUUGGCUUUUGCACUGUUAAUGUGAUACUUACUGAUGAUAAUGAUAAUGAUCCACGAUUCCGAUCUGCUGAGUACAAAGUUAGCAUUGCAUCAAAUAUUCCCCGUGGUUCCACAGUUGUCAAAGUAGUUGCAUCUGAUUGUGAUGAAGGAGCAAAUGCUGAUAUAUCCUAUUCUAUUGAAGCCACAUCUGAAAGUGUUGAAGAAAAUUUUCAAAUCAACCAAUUUUCUGGUACAAUUAUCACAAAAGAAAGCUUAGUUGGAUUAGAAGAUGAAGUCUACUCAUUCUUUGUUAAAGCAGCUGAUGGAGGAUCUCCACAAAGAGAGUCUAUUGUCCCUGUGUUCAUAAGAAUAAUCUCUCCCGAAGUGGUGCAACCAACAUUUUUAGAACCGUUUUAUACAUUGAGUGUUUCUGAGGAUACCUCAAUUGGUACAGAACUUGACAUUAUCCGAGCAGAAAAUAGUCAAUCAGUAACAUAUUCUCUGGUGAAAGGAAACACACCUGAAAGCAAUGUUGGUGAAAUUUUUGUAAUUGACAAACAAAAUGGCCGUAUAAAAAUAGAGAAAGCACUAGAUCAUGAAGUUACAAAAUGGUACCAGUUUUCAGUGCUAGCAGAAAGCAUCCAUGAGGAUCAAGAGGUUGUUUACUCUGUAGAUGUCAAUAUUCAAGUCAAAGAUGUUAACGACAAUAAACCUGUUUUUGAGGCAAACCCUUAUGAAGCAUUUGUUGUAGAAAAUCUUCCUGGAGGGACAAAAGUUAUCCAAGUGAAAGCAGUUGAUUUGGAUUUUGGGCCAAAUGGGCACAUUUCGUUCAUACUGGCAGAUUCACAAGAACCACAGGAAAUAAAGCAGCUUUUCUCAGUAGAUUUGGAAACUGGAUGGGUCACCACUGUUGGUGAGCUUGAUCAUGAGAAAAUUGAUAAGUACAACAUUGUAGUCAUUGCAUAUGAUCAUGGUGAUGAGGUGCUGUCCUCCACAACUGUGGUUGAAGUAACCGUUAUGGAUGAAAAUGACAAUCCUCCUCGAUUUACUGCAGAAAUGUAUAGAGGCACAGUAAGCGAAGAUGAUCCUCCAGGUGGUGUGAUUGCUAUCUUGAGUACCACAGAUGAGGACUUUGAAGAGGUUCACAAAGAAAUCACAUACUACAUCACAGGAGGAGACCCCCUGGGACAGUUUGCUAUAGAAAAUAUGCAGAACGAAUGCAAAGUCUAUGUGAAAAAAUCUCUUGACAGAGAAGUGAAGGACAACUAUAUUCUCAACAUAACAGCAACUGAUGGAAUGUUUGCAAGUAGGGCUGUGGUGGAAGUGAAAGUUCUUGAUGCCAAUGAUAACAGUCCAAUAUGUGAUAAGAAUUUCUAUGCGGAAACAAUCGCAGAAGAUGCCUUACCUGGAAAAGUAAUUCUACAAGUUUCUGCAACUGAUGCAGACAUUCGCUCCAAUGCCGAGAUCACUUACACUUUGCAUGGACUGGGUUCGGAGAAAUUUCACCUCCAUCCACUUAUUGGUGAACUGAAAACCUCAUUACCCCUUGAUCGUGAGACACAAGAGGUUUACCACCUCACGGUAAAAGCCACCGAUGGAGGAGGAAGGUUCUGUGAAGCUUAUGUUGAGCUGACCUUAGAAGAUAUAAAUGACAAUGCUCCAGAGUUUUCUGCAGAUCCUUACACUGUUACUGUGUUUGAAAAUACAGAGCCCAAGACGCCCCUGACAAGAGUUCAGGCCAUUGAUGCAGAUACAGGACUUAAUCAGAAGGUGCAAUAUUCAUUAGUUAACUCGGCAGAAGGUCAAUUCUCAAUUGAUGAGUUGUCUGGAACAAUUAUUUUGGAGAAGCCCUUGGAUCGAGAAUUGCAAGCAGCUUAUACUCUGGCUGUCAAAGCUACAGAUCAAGGUUUACCUCGAAAACUUUCUACAGUUACAAGUGUUGUGGUGUCUGUCUUGGAUAUUAAUGAUAAUCCACCAGUGUUUGAACUCCGAGAAUAUGGAGCAAACUUGUCAGAAGAUGUUGAAAUCGGAACAGAGGUCCUUCAGGUCUAUGCUACUAGCAGAGAUAUUGAAGUCAAUGCAGAAAUAUUGUAUAAAAUAAUCAGUGGAAAUGAACAUGGAAAAUUUAGUAUAAAUCCACUUACAGGAUCUAUAUUUGUUAUUGAGCAUCUGGACUAUGAAGCCUCACCUGAGUAUUACUUGACAGUAGAGGCCACAGAUGGGGGCACUCCACCUCUGAGUGAUGUUGCGACUGUGAACAUUAAUGUGACUGAUGUCAAUGACAAUUCACCAGUGUUCACGCAAAGCACAUACACUGCUGUUGUUAGUGAAGAUGCAGUAUCUGGACAACCUGUUAUCAUGGUUGUUGCAGAUGAUGUUGAUGGACCUUUGAACAAUCACAUACGAUACUCCAUUACAGACGGCAACCAGGGGAAUACAUUUCUCAUUGAUCCUGUAAGAGGGGAAGUUAAAGUGAAUAAACUUUUAGACAGAGAGAAGAUUUCCGGAUAUACGUUAACUAUUCAAGCUGAGGAUAAUGGCAAUCCUUCAAGGCUUAAUACCACAACUAUUAACAUUGAUGUAUCUGAUGUCAAUGACAAUCCACCAAUUUUCUCACAGGAGAAUUAUAGCCUUAUUAUUCAAGAGAACAAGCCGGUUGGUUUCAGCGUCCUGCAGCUGAUCGUGACUGACAAAGAUUCUUCACACAAUGGUCCACCUUUCACUUUCUCUGUUUUGAGUGGUAAUGAAGAAAGCACGUUUCAGAUUGACCAGCAAGGAGUAGUUAAAACUGCAGCCACAUUGAAUAGAAAAAUAAAUCACCACUUCCUUCUACGUGUACAGGUAUCUGAUAAUGGGAAACCACAGUUAUCAUCUGUAACCAACAUUGAAGUGCGUGUAAUUGAGGAAAGCAUCUACCCUCCAGCAAUCUUACCAUUAGAGAUAUAUAUUACAACAUAUGGAGAUGAAUAUGCUGGAGGUGUGAUUGGAAAGAUCCAUGCAACGGACCAGGAUGUGUAUGAUACCCUAACAUACAGUUUAGAAAGCUCUAGCAGUUCUAAAGCAGAAAACCUAUUUUCUGUUUCAAGCACAGGGGGAAAAUUGAUUGCUCACAGGCGAUUGGAUGUUGGUCAAUAUCUAUUAAAUGUUAGUGUCACUGAUGGAAAGUUUACCACGGCAGCCGAUAUCACAGUAAGUAUACGACAGAUUACACAGGAGUUGCUAAAUCAUAGCAUAACUUUUCGGUUUGCAAACCUUUCCCCAGAGGAGUUCAUUGGGGAUUACUGGCGCAACUUCCAAAGGACAUUGAAAAAUCUGUUGGGUGGGCGCAAAAUAGAUGUCCAGAUUGUUGGCUUGCAACCUUCAGAUCCACCAUCUCAUCUUGAUGUCCUGCUGGCAAUAGAUAAACCUGGCAGCACAUUUUUUCCACCCAAAUUUCUAAUUCAAAAACUAAAUGCCAGCAUUGCUGAUAUUGAAGAUUUUAGUGGUGUUAAAAUUCUCAGCGUCUUCCACAAGCUCUGUGUUAAUGUUGAAUGCCCUCAAAGGUUUUGUGACGAAAAAAUAUCUGUGGAUGAGAAUAUGAUGUCAACACACAGCACUGCAAGGUUGAGCUUUGUCACACCAAGACACCAAAGGAAGUCCAUAUGUUUGUGUAAAGGAGGAAAGUGUCCAAUUAUAAACAAUCUGUGUGAUGCAGGCUCAUGUCCUGAAGGAACAGAAUGUGUUGUGGAUGAAAAAGAAGAAAACUACAACUGUGUUUGCCCAGAAGACAAUCUUGGACAAUGUCAAACUGACUCAUCAGUAACAUUUUCUGGAAACAGUUAUAUAAAGUACCGAUUACUGGAAAACGAGAACAAGGAAGAAAUGAAACUUGAAAUGAAGCUUAGAACUUAUUCUGCUCAUGCAAUUGUCAUGUAUGCAAGAGGAACAGACUAUAGCAUCCUCGAGAUCCAAGGAGGCAAGCUUCAGUAUAAAUUCGAUUGUGGCGGUGGCCUUGGAGUAGUGUCUGUUCAGAGUAUCCAUGUGAAUGAUGGUUUGUGGCACACCGUGUCACUACUAGUAGAUGGUAACUAUGCAAAACUGGUUUUGGAUCGUGUAUACGUUGCAUCUGAUAUGGCUCCUGGCACCCUUCGUACGCUCAACCUUGACAAUUAUGUCUAUUUUGGUGGUCAUACGCUACAAGGAUCAAAACAUGGGAGAAAUCCUCAAGGGAAUAAGGGAUUGAGAGGGUGCAUCGACUCUGUUGUAUUAAAUGGACAGGAGCUCCCUCUGAAUAGUAAAUCGAAGAAUUAUGCACACAUAGAAGAAUCUGUGGAGAUAUCCCAAGGGUGUUCCCUAAGUAGUGCUGAUGUCUGCUCUGGAUAUCCCUGCCAGAAUGGGGGUGUUUGUUCCCCGACAUCCAGUGGAGGAUACUAUUGCAAAUGUACUUCAUCAUUCAAGGGCACACGUUGUGAAAAAAGUGUUAAUCCUUGUGCAUCAAAUCCAUGCCUCUAUGGUGGUACCUGCAUUGCUGUUAAGGAUGAUUUUAAGUGCCAAUGUCGGGGAGAUUACACAGGACAAAAGUGUCAGUUAGGUCCUUUUUGCAAAGAUAACCCUUGUCAGAACAGUGGAAAAUGCAUUGAUAGUUUGGAUGGUCCAGUAUGUGAAUGUGAACCUGGGUUCCAAGGAGAAAGGUGCCUCGUUGAUGUGGAUGAAUGUGAAGUUGGUCUCUGUCCUAAUGGUCAUCACUGUGAAAACACAUAUGGCUCCUACCAAUGUAACUGUAGUAAUGGAUAUGGAGGGGAGCAGUGCACGGAGAUCGCUCUUAACAAAAUGGUCUCAACAUCUUGGAAUAUUGGAUUGGCUGAAGUCAUUGGCAUCAUUGUGUUUAUUGCAGGAGUAUGCUGCUUAGUGAUCAUUUUUGUUGUGUGCCGUGUGGUGGCUAAUAAGAAAAGAAAGAGAAGAUUAGAAGCUGAAAACAAAAAUACUGGCUCCGCUUCAUCAGCAUUUUUGCAAAGACCAUUUUUGGAUCCCAAAGUGAAUAUUUAUUCAGAUAUCCCACCCCAGGUGCCUGUUCGUCCCAUUUCCUAUACUCCAAGCAUUCCAAGUGAUUCUAGGAAUAAUCUGGACCGAAACUCCUUUGAAGGAUCAACCAUUCCAGAACACCCAGAGUUUAGCACUUUCAAUCCUGACUCAAUACAUGGACACAGGAAAGCAGUAGCUAUUUGCAGUGUUGCUCCAAACUUGCCACCUCCUCCGCCAUCGAAUUCCCCUUCAGACAGUGACUCUAUACAAAAACCAAGUUGGGAUUUUGACUACGAUGCUAAAGUUGAUCUUGACCCGUGUCUUUCAAAGAAGUCUCUGGAUGAAAAGCCGUGUCAUCUAUACAAUCCUCGUGAAAGCCUUUCUGAAAUACAGUCUCUAAGUUCCUUCCAGUCCGAAUCCUGUGAUGAUAAUGCUUCCAUUGUGACAGUAAUACACCUUGUCAAUGCUGUUGUUGACUCGGUGGAAAAAGAAGAUUCUUUUGCAGUUCCUGAUGUCAGGAAUUCACGAGGUUAUCACUGGGAUACUUCAGACUGGAUGCCUAGUGUCCAGUUGCCAGAUAUUCAGGAAUAUCCUCAUUAUGAAGUUGCUGAAGAACCAGCUCCUCUCUACACAGACCCUACUGCCAUUGAGACAGAUUAUUAUCCUGGAGGGUAUGACAUAGAAACUGACUUUCCACCUCCACCAGAUGACUUCACUUUGCCAGAUGAGCUUCCACCACUGCCACCAGCGUACACGGAAUUGUUUGAUUCAAUGCAAACGCCUAGAGAAAUGCCAAAUGUAGGCAGCUUGGGUUCAUCAACAAAAAGUAAUCAGAGAUAUAUCCUAAACAAGUACCUUCCACAUCACCAAUAUUCAACAAGUAUGGCAGAACCUCAAAGCACUACCAGUGGAGAUGGCAAUAGUUAUAGAGAUCCUUAUGCUGCUUCUUACAUGUUAGGGUAUAAUAGAGACUUUGAAGUCCCCAUGGUGGACAACAUGUCCAUGUCUGGAUACACUUCUGCAGCUUCAUGCACUGAUGUGUCUGCAUGCUGUGAAAUGGAGUCAGAGGCCAUGAUAAGUGACUAUGAGAGUGGAGAUGAUGGUCACUUUGAAGAUGUGACAAUACCUUCUCUAGAUCCCCAACAUCACACUGAAGUCUGACACCAUAAAAAGUGCCUGGACAUUUUUCAUUUUCAAAAAGUCUAAUAAUGAAAUUCUAUAUUUGUGAUAUACUUUUUUGUUUUCUUGUUCUUUUGAAUUUCUGUAGCAAUGCUUUCAUGCUGUUCUUUUAUUAAGCGAUAUCAGACAUGACUAGCCUUGGCCAUGCUGACUUCAUUCCCAAAAGUACAAUUGUGAAGACAAUGGAUAAGCUGCUUCCACUCCACUUUUUAUAAGGUCUUUUCUGUUUAAUGACUUAUUUUUUUAAUUUUUUUUUUCCAUAAAUAAUUUUCUUAGAAAAAAAUACCACUACAACAUGGUAGCAUGAAAUAUGUAUUUAUAAAGUUUGAAAUUUUACUUUUAUCCUUUUUCCACUUGUAAAUGCAAUGUACAGUUUUGAUUUUAAUAGCAUUAACUAGAUUUUGUAGAUAUUUUGUGGAUUUAUUUUUCUUUUGAACAUUAGCGAUUUCAAGGUCUGCAUUUUGUACUAGGAAGCAGAUUAUUCCAAUUAUAGGGGCUUCACUCUCUCUUAUUCCACUGAGGUUUUAACUUCUUCGAGUGAUUUCCAGGUAUAUUUAAAGUAACAGCUGAGCAUAAGCAAAGACUAAGUUGGACACAACGGAUUAAAAAAAAAAAAAAAUGUCUAUAUUCUAGCAUUUUUCGCUUCUUGGAAAGUGUAAUGGGGACCCACUGCAUACCUGUUUAGAACCAAAAUCACCAUGACACGGUUUUUAUGGUGUCUGUAUAUUUGUGAUGCAAUGGUCUUGUAAAGGUUUUUACUGAAACUACCAUUAGCCAGUCUUUCUUACUGACAAUAAAUUAUUUUAAAAAAGA